AUGCUCGGCGUUGAGGAUGAGUCAAUCCUCGUCGAUUUUGAAGAAGCCGAGAAAUCCAACCCAAGUCCACAGCAAGUCGUUGGGGAACGGGUGAUCUAUUCUUCUCGAAAGCUGGGGAUUCCUAAGAUCAUGGCCGCCCUAUCCUAUCUGACUUUGGCGAGGCCCGCUUUAAGUACACACUGGGAAGAUGUGCAACCAUUGAUCUAUCGGGCCCCGGAGGUGCUAUUGCGGAUGCCCUGGGACCAGAAAAUUGAUAUCUGGAAUCUGGGAGUCCUGACCUGGGACCUUUUCGAACAGGGUCAUCUAUUCUAUGCCCGAGAUGCGAAUAAGAACGAUUCAGACAGUCAUCACCUUGCUGAGAUGAUAGCGCUUCUUGGGCUACCGCCAAAGGAAAUUCUGCAAAAAAGCGAGUAUGCGAGCGAAUUCUUUGAUGACGAUAGUAGAGUUCCUGAGUCCAUUCUAAUUUACCUUGCUACAUUUGUGUUGCUGAUGAGUGAAAAAAAGGCAACUGAAGAGAGGGAAAUCUGCAAGGCGCACAGCAAGAGCUUUUCCUUUUGCUUCAUGCGCAAAAUGCUUCAGUGGCGACCGGAAGAUCGAGCCUCGGCAGAUGAGUUGCUAUCAGAUCCUUGGCUAAGGUCACCGUAG
Penicillium alfredii is the source of this 645-nucleotide messenger RNA. Its product is annotated as serine/threonine protein kinase. Gene Ontology annotation, molecular function: protein serine/threonine kinase activity; ATP binding. The transcript has 4 exons. Bases 1 to 645 code for a protein of 214 amino acids. Lineage: Eukaryota; Fungi; Ascomycota; Eurotiomycetes; Eurotiales; Aspergillaceae. The record is from RefSeq and is a predicted model, not a curated record. Gene Ontology annotation, biological process: peptidyl-serine phosphorylation; peptidyl-threonine phosphorylation.